Thlaspi arvense is the source of this 1581-nucleotide messenger RNA. The record is from the annotation of a GenBank genome assembly. NCBI's taxonomy places the organism in Eukaryota, Viridiplantae, Streptophyta, Magnoliopsida, Brassicales, Brassicaceae.
AUGUGUCAAUCAAAUCGUGUCAGAGACGAGGUUACAGUACCCUUACUCACAAAAAUCCCUCAACACCAGAAACUCCUUUUACUCAAAAAUUACUCUGCUCCUCUCUCUCUAUUUGCAAAUGAAGCAUUCUCAAUCGGAAGAAUCUCUUACCCAUUGGUCCUCACAGGUGUCCUCCUCUACGUUCGCUCCUUCGUCUCUAUGUUUUACCUCAGCCGUCUCGGUAAUCCCACUCUCGCCGGCGGCUCCCUCGCCCUCGCAUUUGCCAACAUCACCGGAUACUCUCUCUUCUCCGGUUUAAACAUGGGAGUCGAAACCAUCUGCUCUCAAUCCUUCGGCGCAAAACGCUAUAACUUCGUCCGGGCAACAAUCCGGCGAGGAAUCAUCCUACUCCUCUUCACAUCUCUCCUUGUUUCACUUCUCUGGAUCAACAUCGAGAAGAUUCUUAAAAUGUUGGAACAGGACAAGGAGCUCGUCUCUGCAGCUCACACCUUUCUGCUUUACUCUCUUCCAGAUCUCAUCGCUCAAUCUUUCUUACACCCAUUAAGAGCCUAUCUCAGGACACAAUCAAAGACUCUGCCUUUAUCAAUCUGCACAGGGGUCGCGAGUGUUCUUCACCUCCCGAUCACCUUCUUCCUCGUGCCGUAUCUCGGUUUGGGGAUUAAAGGCUCCGCCUUGAGUGGGGUUGUGUCAAGUUUCAGCCUUGUGGCCUUUCUCCUCCUUUACAUCGCUUUCUUCGAUGAAAAGCUAAGUAACGACGACGAGGUCGAGGUUUCAGAGGAGGAGACGUUUGACGAUAGUGUGAGAGAAUGGAAGAAACUGCUCGGUUUAGCUAUACCGAGUUGUGCAUCGGUUUGUCUCGAGUGGUGGUGCUAUGAGAUCAUGAUUGUGCUUUGUGGGUGGCUCUUAAACCCCAAGGCAACCGUUGCUUCAAUGGGAAUUCUCAUACAAAUCACUUCCCUUGUUUACAUUUUACCCAACUCGUGGAGCUUCGGCGUCUCGACACGUGUCGGAAACGAGCUUGGUUCGAACCAGCCACAGCGAGCGAGAAGAGCCGCCAUUGUUGGACUAGGUCUCAGCAUCGCUCUCGGGUUCACGGCUCUAACGCUCACCGUCUCGGUCAGAAACGCGUGGGCUCUGCUUUUCACGGAAGAUGAGGAAAUCAUUAAGUUGACUUCGAUGGUUCUACCAAUCGUUGGCCUCUGCGAGCUCGGAAACUGCCCUCAGACGACGGGAUGCGGCAUUCUCCGAGGCUCGGCGAGGCCGAAAACAGGGCUUGGCAUUAACUUGGCGGCGUUUUACGCGGUUGGGAUGCCGGUGGGAUCGGUUCUUGCGUUUUGUUUUGGGUUUGGAUUCAAGGGGCUUUGGCUCGGGAUGCUCGCGGCGCAGAUAUCUUGUGUGAUUGGUAUGAUGUUUGCGACUUGUAGGACUAAUUGGGAAUUAGAGGCAGCAAGGGCUAAGGAGCUCACGGCGGUGGACGGCGGCAGCGACAGCGACAGCGAAGACGAGGAUGUGGAGGUUGGGAAGGUUGAUAAUUUAGGGAGGGAUGAGCCUUUAGGAGUGAUAGAAGAUUGCUCUGUUUGA